AUGUCAUGGGAAGUUGACGCCCUGGUCUCACUUCUUCUGCGGGAGCUUUGCGUCGCCUUCAUCAUCCUUGAGACCGGCUGCGCCAUCGGUGGCUUCUCCUUGCGUCGGAAGUGGUGGGUGCUCGGAGAGACAGGAUACGGUUUGGGAUGGGUCGAGCUGGCUGGAACUGUUCAACUUCGGGCAAGCAAGCUGCUGGGCUUCAACGACCUCAUAUUCGAGAUGAAACGCAAGGUCCGCACCGAGUACAUUCGCUCUGGACUCGAGCCCUCGCAAGAGCAGAUCAAGUCUUUCUUCGGUGGAGAGGCUCCGUUGGUAUCUGAUGAUGGGGAGGAACGUAUUGGCUGCCGCAAGGAUCAGAUCAUGCCAAACCGAAACGACCUGAUGUGGAUGGGGAUUGGGAUUGGUCUUCUUGUCUGGGGUGUUGCGUUGUCUGCUAUUGUUUUUCUGGUUUGA
Molecule: messenger RNA, 453 nt
Organism: Zasmidium cellare ATCC 36951
Lineage: Eukaryota; Fungi; Ascomycota; Dothideomycetes; Mycosphaerellales; Mycosphaerellaceae
Exons: 2
Coding region: 1-453 (150 amino acids)
Source: RefSeq, a predicted model, not a curated record